Messenger RNA from Trichomycterus rosablanca, 3787 nucleotides. RefSeq names its product WD repeat domain 47b (gene wdr47b). The transcript is spliced from 14 exons. Lineage: Eukaryota; Metazoa; Chordata; Actinopteri; Siluriformes; Trichomycteridae. Gene Ontology annotation, molecular function: protein binding. The coding region runs from base 147 to 2771 and encodes 874 amino acids. The record is from RefSeq and is a predicted model, not a curated record.
AAUGGCCUUCCAUACUGCAGCUUAUCCUAGACAAACGAACGCGGGUAACGUUAUUGCUGUAGAAAGCUGAGGUAACUGGAACACAGAAACUGCUCACUGUACACUGAGAAGCAAACUCACUGCAUCAGCAGUAGGAAUUGGACACCAUGACUGCAGAAGAGACAAUUAACAUCAAGGAGGCAGAGAUCCUCAAGCUCAUCCUGGAUUUCCUCAACUGCAGAAAGCUCCAUAUCAGCAUGCUAGCACUGGAAAAAGAGAGCGGUGUUAUUAAUGGACUUUACUCCGAUGACAUGUUGUUCCUCAGGCAACUGAUAUUGGAUGGCCAAUGGGAUGAGGUUCUUCAGUUUAUUCAGCCACUGGAGUUCAUGGAAAAAUUUGACAGAAAGAGGUUUCAAUACAUCAUUCUCAAACAGAAGUUUCUGGAAGCGCUCUGUGUGAAUAAUGCCAUAUCUGCAUCAGAUGAUCAACUAAAUCUGGAGCUGACCAUGCAGGAGGCAGUGAAGUGUCUGCAUUGUCUGGAGGAGUUAAGCCCAUCCAAGGACACCUACAGCAAGCUGUGCCUACUGCUCACGCUGCCUCAGCUCACACACCACGUCGAGUUCAAGGAGUGGAACCCGAGCACAGGACGCGUACGCUGCUUCGACGAAGCGUGCACCAUGGUUGCCGAGUUCAUUCCAGCCGACCGCAAGCUCAGCGAGGCCGGCUUUCGGGCCGGCUCGGACCGCCUCUUUCAGCUGCUCGUCAAGGGUGUGCUGUAUGAGUGCUGUGUGGAGUUCUGCCAAAGCAAGGCCACAGGCGAGGAGAUCGGCGAGGCCGAGGUGCUGCUGGGCAUCGAUGUGUUGUCAGGCAACGGCUGCGACGAGCCCGACUUGAGCCUGAUCUCCUGGAUGAGAAACCUCGCAUCUGCUGCUUUCGCUUGCGCCUUCGAGCAGAAGAACCUCAAUAUCCACGUGGACCGACUGGCAAAACCAGCAAGACCAGUUUAUACUGACCUGCUUGCACCGAUCCUCGCCAGAUUUUCACCCUGCCCUGUCUCACCGCUCAGACGUCCACAGUCGGCCGACGCAUACGUGUCACGCUCCCUCAACCCAGCUCUAGAUGGUCUAUCCUACGGUCUAGCGGAAAGGGAGAAGAAGUGCACCGAGGGCAGAGGGAAGGAAGCGAAUGCAAUGUCGCACUCGUUCGCCAACUUCGGCCUGAAUACCAGUCAGAGUGUACUGGACAAAACUGUCAUCACAGAAACACCAGAAAGGUCCCACACACAAGAAGAAAGAAUAAAUAUUUCAGAAGGACCUAACUCUCUGUGUUCCAGUGAAGUCCCUAGGUGUAAUGGACAACCCCCUGCUUCAUUUGAGAAAAGUGAGGAGCAGUUGCAAGAGUUCCAGCGUCAGCGACUGCGUGUGCAGCAUCACCUGGAACAGAAGCAGCAGCAGAUGCAGCUCUAUCAGCAGAUGCUGCUAGAGGGAGGAGUGCAGCAGCCAGAUCAAGCCUCUGGUGCCGGCCAGCACAACCUCACGCAGACCUUCCUCAGCAGAUCCAUACAGAAACUGGAGGAGCUGAAUGUAGGGAUGGAAGAUCUUGGGGAGGACGUGCAGGCCUUGGCUCAGCAAUGUAACGGCCCUCAAGCCGGAGCACACCAGACACACACUCCUGAAACAUCUGGAACAGCCAAAGACAGAGCAGCUAUCAAUAGUAGCACACCUCAGAGAGUAGGUGCUCGGGGAAUGCCUUCGCUGGACGAGUCUCCUGUACUGUUCAGCCGCAAUGCAUUUCAGGAUGACAAACUCAAAUCUCCAUUCAGACCGGUGCACACACUAGAGGACACCCAAGCUGUGCGUGCGGUGGCAUUCCAUCCUUCUGGAACGCUAUACGCCGUUGGAUCUAAUUCCAAAACCUUGCGUGUGUGCGUGUAUCCCCAGGACCUAAGUGCCAGUGUGGAAGGUCCAGCACAGCAGCCUAAUGUCUGCUUUCAGCGCAACAAGCACCACAAAGGCUCCAUCUACUGUGUGGCUUGGAGUCCAUGUGGCCAGCUGCUUGCAACUGGAUCCAAUGACAAAUGUGUUAAAGUCCUGCCAUUCAAUCCAGAUAACUACAACGCUGUUGGGCCGGAUCUGGAGUUCAGCAUGCAUGAUGGGACUAUACGUGACCUGGUGUUUAUGGAGGGACCACAAAGUGGUGGCGCCAUCCUCGUUAGUGCUGGAGCGGGAGACUGCAACAUCUACACAACAGACUGCCACAGAGGACAGGGCCUACAUGCACUUAGUGGGCAUACAGGACACAUUCUGUCUCUCUACACAUGGUGCAGUUGGAUGGUAGCGUCUGGCUCUCAGGAUAUGACUGUACGUUUCUGGGAUCUGCGUGUACCCAGCUGUGUGAAAUUAUUUGGGACUGCGCUGCAGGGAACUGGUGGAAGUGCAGUGGCUUCAGUGGCAGUGGAUCCCACUGGACGGUUACUGGCUGUAGGAUUGGAGGAUUGCCGCUGCAUGCUGUUCGACAUCAGAGGGGGCCGAACAGUUCAGACUUACACCCCUCACACUGAUGAUAUUCGCUCUGUACGCUUCUCCCCCGGAGCACAUUACCUUUUGAGCGGCUCCUACGACAGCAAAAUCAUGAUCACCGAUCUACAAGGAGAUUUGACCAAGCCCCUUCCAGUAAUGGUUGCUGGCGAACACAAGGACAAAGUGAUCCAGUGCCGGUGGCACACGAGAGAUGUUUCCUUCCUGUCAUCUUCAGCAGACAAGACUGUCACUCUGUGGGCACACGGCUCUUAAAUUCCUAAAAGGGAAUAAAACACCACAUCAGAGAAAGCACAAUGCAAUCCCAAACUAACACUGUGCAUGCAGUAGGACCACUGACUGGUAGAUAACAAACAAGACUAUUCUUCUCACAUCAGCACUUUUUACUGUUAGUUAUUCCAUGUAUUCUCAGUACUAAUAUUCAAGAACUAGACAUUCGAUAGUAACAAGUCUUGCAUGUUUGCUACUGAGGAUAUAAAAAAGGUUAAUAUUUGAUAAAGCUAUGAAGCUAACUUGCUGUGCUGUAUCAGUAUACGGUUAUCUUGCGAUACAGGCCACUUCAUUUUCAGUAGAUUGUUGUGCCUUGAUUUUCAUAAUCCAUAUUUAGGCUUAUGAAUGUACAUUUUAAAUUAUGGCUUGCAGUGUAUUUAAUGAAAAUACGGCAUGCUAUGCUGAUUUUGGUGCAGGUGAUUCACUCAAAGUGUGUUAUAAUUACAUGUAAUCAUUUUAGGAGCUUUAAAAGGUCCAAAGUAAAUGUAUUUAUUUUUGUUUAACAAUUUGCACAUGCUGUAAAGCACCUUAUACUAAAUGUAUUUAAAAUGAAAUGUUGUUUGAGGAUGUAAACAGUGAAUAAAAUAAUAGCAAUAAUGACACGUACAAUAAGUAGCAGUUGCAUUGUAUGAUUAAGAUGAGACCCUAAAUGUAUGGUACCAGUUUUAUUCACAAAUGCAUUUACAUUUUACAAUUACAGUAGAUCCUCGAGUUACGAACGGUUUACCAUAUGAACAUUUUGGGUUACGAACGAUUUUUUUUCAACUUGACGUUCGAACCGAAAUUCGCGAGACACGUGACAUCACGAACAAGUUGACUCAGAGCGUCUCUCUCAGUUCAAUUCAAAAGUGCUUUAUUAGCAUGACAAAUAUUCACAUUUGUAUUGCCAGAGCGCAUUUACAAACUAGAUAAUAAAUGAAAAAAUUGCAUAUAUAAACAUAUUAAUUUAAAGAAUGUUCAAUAACAUUAGUAAUUAGCCUUAAAAAAUAACAGAAACAAAU